UCAGGGAGGGUAUUACAUACGGUUAAGAGUGUAACCUUUUAUAUGAGGGAGAGGGGAGCCUAAAAUGUCGUCAAGUGGCACCAUAAGUAACUAUUAUGUGGAUUCUAUCAUAGGACAUGAGAACGAGGAGGUGUACGGCGCUAGAUUCUCCCAGGGAGGUCACACAACGACCUCUAGGCCACCAGGUGUUGGAGAACCUUCAGAUUUCUCUUCUUGCAGCUUUGCGUCCAAAUCCGGCGUCUUCCCUGCGUCUUGGUCCACGGUGCACCCUCAGCCUUCCUCAGGAAUGACUGGGAUCUACCAUCCCUACGUGGGUCAGUCCCAUCUAGCAACAGAGAGCAGCAGAUACACGGUGCGCUCCUGGCUGGAGCCGAUCUCCAGCUCUGCGUCCUCCUUCCCUGGAUUCCACCCCAAUGGGCGCAGCUACGGGAUCAAACCUGAGACUACACCUAAAAGGACCGAGUGCUCAUCCUUUGAGUCCCAGGGGAUCGGCCUUUCAGAGUACACGUGUAAUUCCUUUGCAGAAACCCCAGAGAAGCCUCCACCUAAAGAGCCUGCACCCACCGAGGAAGCAGAUGCCAGUGAGCUAAAAGAGGAGAAACAGCAGCAACAACAGCAGCCCCAGCAACCACAACAGCAGCAGCAACAACAACAAAUUGACCCAAGCAAUCCUGCAGCAAACUGGAUCCACGCUCGUUCCACCAGGAAGAAACGAUGCCCUUACACCAAGUACCAGACCCUGGAAUUGGAGAAGGAAUUCCUGUUUAAUAUGUACCUCACCCGAGACCGUCGCUACGAAGUGGCUCGAAUUUUAAACCUCACUGAAAGACAGGUCAAAAUCUGGUUUCAGAACAGAAGGAUGAAAAUGAAGAAAAUGAACAAAGAAAAAGGCAAUAAAGACCAAUAGCAGCAUCGGAUACGCACUGAAUGAUCUCUGUACUAUUUGGAACACUGAAAUAUAUAUAUAUAUAUAGGUCCAUUUUUUUGGAGAUAGAUGUAAAUGUGUUGUGUAUUUUGCAGACCUCCUUUUAAGUCAGUGCGCUUCAUUAUGAGACUUUUUUUUUUGAACUGUUUCCGUUCUAAUACUUUUGUGAUUGCACGCUAGAAUUUCCAGGUAGGUAUUGCUAGAUCUUUUAGGGGGUUGAACUACAAGUAGUGUAGCUCAGUUCAUUAAGAUAGCAGAAAAUAACUGUGGAUUGUGCUACAUUGGUUGAAGUCAGCAGUAGGGAAGUGUUAAUUGCUUACAUUCAAACCAGUAGAACACAAAGAUUUUCCAUAUCCUUGCGAAAUGACGCAAAAAUACUGUCUGCAUGUAAUGUAACACUAAUAGAUUUUAUUAGUGUCAACUGAUAAAGGUAUACACACUAGAUUGUUCUAAUAACAAUUCAGAUUCAGACCUACUCUUUCUUUUCCUACAAUUUUUUUGUAAUGUGCCCUCAUUGUUUUGCAAGACUGG
Nanorana parkeri is the source of this 1456-nucleotide messenger RNA. RefSeq names its product homeobox D9 (gene HOXD9). Gene Ontology annotation, molecular function: RNA polymerase II cis-regulatory region sequence-specific DNA binding; DNA-binding transcription factor activity, RNA polymerase II-specific. The coding region runs from base 65 to 907 and encodes 280 amino acids. Gene Ontology annotation, biological process: embryonic skeletal system morphogenesis; DNA-templated transcription; regulation of transcription by RNA polymerase II. Gene Ontology annotation, cellular component: nucleus. The transcript is spliced from 2 exons. Lineage: Eukaryota; Metazoa; Chordata; Amphibia; Anura; Dicroglossidae. The record is from RefSeq and is a predicted model, not a curated record.